This is a messenger RNA of Clarias gariepinus (North African catfish), 4557 nucleotides long. RefSeq names its product pleckstrin homology domain containing, family M (with RUN domain) member 2 (gene plekhm2). Lineage: Eukaryota; Metazoa; Chordata; Actinopteri; Siluriformes; Clariidae. The record is from RefSeq and is a predicted model, not a curated record. Gene Ontology annotation, molecular function: kinesin binding. Bases 631 to 3657 code for a protein of 1008 amino acids. Gene Ontology annotation, biological process: regulation of protein localization; positive regulation of membrane tubulation; Golgi organization. The transcript has 20 exons. Gene Ontology annotation, cellular component: endosome membrane.
CAUAUUUAUCCGGUGUUUUAUAUUGAAAAUCAGGCUGCAACCGCUGAUCAUGUGAUGGUGUGUUAUUUAGCUCUUGAUCUUAGCCUGUGUGAGAGACGCCAAUUAAUAUGAGAAUUAACAUACUAGAUUUAGAAUAGCAGAACAGAAGAUAAAGUUGUUCUUCUCCGAGAUAAGACUCACUUAUCUGGAAGUUUCGUUAAAGCAGAAUUAGCUUUACUCGGUUAUUUUUUUUAUUAUUUACAUAGCAAGAGUUUAUUAUUAAAACAUUGUUUAAAAAAAAAAAAAACUAACACGUACAUAAUUGGCUUUAACAGCUGCCAGUUAACUACCUACUGUAUCGCGAGACUGAUAGACAGCUAGUAACCAGCUAGUUAACCAACUAAUAAACACACAAACCGACCUCGUUGACGGAAAAAAAGCCUGUUCGCUAGCUUAGCAAACGUACUAAGGUUUAAAGCUUGGUAUGACAUUAAUAGGAGAUGUAUUGCGGGUAGUUGUGUGCGUGUAGGAGCCUGUCCACACACACUGUACCCAGUAGUAGCGCUAGCUAGCCGCGGCUAACACUCCCGCAGAGUCCCGCAUCAGCUGACCUCCACCCCGGGUGAGCGCAGGAACACACAGCCGGCAGCCAUGGAUCAGCUCAAAGUCAAAGACCGCAUUCUGGAGAACAUAUCUCUGUCUGUAAAGAAGUUGCAGAGUUACUUUGCAGCUUGUGAAGAUGAGACACCAGCCAUCAGAAACCAUGACCGUGUUCUCCAGCGGUUAUGUGAGCACUUGGACCAUGCUUUGUUAUAUGGGCUGCAGGAUAUAUCUUCAGGAUACUGGGUGCUUGUCUUGCACUUUACUCGACGAGAAGCCGUCCGGCAGAUUGAUGAACUUCAGCACAUAGCCACCAACCUUGGCAGAAGUCGAGCAUGGCUGUACCUGGCACUCAGUGAAAGUUCUUUAGAAAGCUAUCUUCGUCUUUUCCAGGAGAAUCAAGCACUUUUGCAUAAAUAUUACUUCAAAAAUGCCCUGGUUUGCAGCCACGACCAUCUCACUUUGUUCCUUACACUUGUUUCGGGGCUGGAGUUCAUCCGCUUUGACCUCGAACUGGAUGUUCCAUACCUGGAUGUGGCACCUUACAUGCCAGACUACUACAAACCACAGAAUCUUUUGGAUUUUGAGGAGAGAUUGCCCAGUUCUGAUAGCUUGUCUCUGCACUCAUUCAACUCUACCAAUCUUGAGUGGGAUGACAGUGCCAUUGCCCCCUCUAGUGAAGAUUAUGAUUUUGGUGACAUCUUCCCCGUGUUGCAGUCAAUGCCAUGUGCAGACUGGGAAGACGGAGAUCUAACUGAUCCUGUCAGUGGUCCUCGCUCCACAGCCUCAGACCCCCAAACAGUAAUCAGUGAGUCUGUGGUCAAAACAGCAGCGACUCCAGUCAGGAGCACUUCUCUGUCACGCAGCCCUAACUUUCGCUACAACCCUUUUAACGAAGACUCGGACACUAACACCUCGGCAGAUGUUACACCGGUACACACAGCCAACCGCCGUGACAUUCCUGCUUGGGAUGAUACAGAGAGCACCAGCACAGAGCUGGAGGUCAUUAGGAUGGUCAGAAGGAGAAAACCAAGUAGGAAACGCCGUGGAAGGGGAUCAACUGACUCUGUGAGCAGUGGCCAGAGCAUGCCCUCACCAGAGCAAGCAGGAACAGAGGAAUCUCUUCAGAUCAACAAGGAAGACAGAACUGUUGGGGGUAACUAUAACUCGUUAAACGGCUCAGCUCGAGCAGUGGCAGAGAACGGUGAGAAAAUCGAGGCCCAUGAAUCCGAGGCCCUAUUGAGGCUUCCUGAAAUGACAGACACUUCAAUGGACAGCGUAGGCCAGCCACUCCGAGAUGUAAUGGAUAGGUUAAAUGGGGCUCUGGAUGGAAAAAGCUGGGAAAGACAAGAUGUGGAGGAAGAUGCAGGAAAGGAAUGUGUAACUGGCAUUAAUUCAGCCACAUCUCAACUUCAGCAUCAGUCCUUUCGGGAGGACGAAGGCGGAGAGCCUCCCGAUCCAGACUCUCAGUCACACCUUGUGGCCCCAGCAACUUCACAGUUCUACUGCUUUACCACCGACAGUGCAGACGCUGCUACCGAGAGUGGUAGCCACCAUGACUCUGCAGGGAAUGGCCAGUCGCAGGCUGAUUACGGUGGCCAUGAAGAUGAUGGAGAAGGAAAGACAGCAGAACAGGUUGCAGCCUCCAAAGUAGAGGAGAAAGAGGGGAGAGCUGUUGAGAUGAAGCAGCCAAAUGGUCUUGCUCAGAUUAAAACUGAAGAAAAGGGGGCUGGAGGAGGGUCUGAUCUGCCAGACUGUUCCCAUCCUGCAGAAUUUAGGGUCGAUAAUAAUCACUUACUACUACUUAUGAUCCAUGUCUUCCGGGAGAAUGAAGAGCAACUCUGUAAGAUGGUGAGAAUGUCUACAGGCCACAUGGAGGGGGACCUACAGCCUCUGUUUCUGCUGCUAACAGACUGUUAUAUUUACUUGUUGCGUAAAGGAGCAUCAGACAAGCCGUAUAAUGUAGAGGAAGCUGUGUCUUACAGUGAACUCGAUUACAUAUCUGUGGGUUUGGACCAGCAGACUGUCACGCUGGUGUGCACCAAUAGAAGACGGCAAUUUCUUCUGGAUACUGCAGAUUGUUCACUCACUAUCUGGUUUCUACGCAUGCUAAAGUCAGCAAUGACGAGUGGCUGUACUGAGCUGCCUUACCCUGCUGUCCUGACUGAUGCAACUAUGGAAAGGCUGGCUCUGACCAAGUUUGUGUGCCAAGAGUCACAUUGUGAGGUAUCGGAGGUCAAUAUCCGUCUCUAUUCCCUGGUUCACUGGGAAGACCCCAUGGAAGUGGGUUUGAGCACUCCCACCUCUCCAUCAGGCUCCGGGAAGUCGGGUAGCACCAAGGAGGGAGCACUUCUAUAUCGAGCAGGAACUUCAUACUUGGGGAAGGAGCUGUGGAAGAGUUGUUACCUUGUGCUCAGCAGUGGCAUCCUCUUCCUGUAUGCUGAAAGGACUGAUGUUACUCCACUGAUGUCAAUUACCAUGGGGGGUGAGCACUGUGGAGGCUGCAGACGCUCAAACAGCACAGAGAGGCCACAUGCGUUCCAGGUGAUUCUGACAGCACGGUCUCCUCUAGAGCUGAGUGCAGAAAAUGAGCUGGAAAUGGCAGAAUGGAUGCAGCUAAUCUGUCAGGCUGUGUCUAAAGGAGUGAUUCCACAGGGAAUAGCACCAGCACCUUGUAUGCCAUGCUGCCUGGUUCUAACAGAUCAGAAGUUGUUGACAUGUCAUCAGGAUUGCCAGACGAGUUUUUUCCGUUCACUUGGUGCAGCUGAUGUCAGUGAUGUCACUGCAGUUUGCCUUGAGGAGGACAAAGAAUAUUGUGUUAUUGAAUUUGCAGCUGACCGCUCUUACUUCCUCCCACCAUGGGUUCUUUAUUUCAGUGGUUGUGGGGAAAGGGAUCGGCUCUUGGAGGAGCUUGAUUCUGUGUGGAGAUCUAUUUUUCAGGUCUCUUUGGCUCGUAAGGGUGUAUCAGACGAGCUGAUGCAGAAGAGGUGCAGGGAGGCAUUGGAGCUGAUGAGGAGUGCCUGGCAGAGGAGUGACAGUCUACAUAGAGGGAGGUGCACUAGAGAGCCAUGGUGCUAAGAGCAUGUCAGUCAGGCCAUAAUAGACUGGGGGACAUGCACUUGAUACAUCUUCCUGCUAUUAAUGUAGGUAUGAACAGCAGGCUGUAUGGGGACAUAACCACCAUACCUUGUAUAAACAAAUUGCACAGAUAUUUGAAUUAUAGUACACUAAGCAUUUUGAUCUAGAGAUGGGGGGAAAAAAAAACAAAAUGAGCUGUAAACACUGUGCAUGUGGUGACUGGCUACAAAUGGAAGUCAUUUAAUGAAAUCCAAAUGCUUCAUCACAAAUGUACAGUUUGUGUGAUGUGUAAAUACAAAGUGCUUAGGUAAUGUGACUUUCCUCCUUGUAAAGCUCUCUUUAUUAAAUACCUCACUAAAACCCAUAUGUUAUGUAUGCAAAGGUACUUGUUGAUGGACUUUAGUCGACGGUUUACUGUGUUGAUUGUUACUAAAAACCUAACAUGGUUAUGUAAUGGCUGCUAAAAGUAGAUUACUGUUGAUGCUGAAUAGAUGGGCAAAACCACCUGUAUUCAGCAGUGCACAAAGGAAAAAAUGAGGGGGGAGGGUAUAAAUGAAGGACAAUGCUUAUUUCAACCAGAAUGCAAGAUUGCACAUAUUAGAUUUUUUAAGUUGAUAUUUAGCAUUGCUUUUACUAACAUGAUAUAUACAGUAUACUGCUUUUACUAAUGGGAUGAAUGUAAAUUGCAUUGGGACAGAGAAUUCAUCAUUCAUUGAAUCAAUUAAUUUCCCAUGAAGCUACUGUUCAUUAUCCAAUAUAUAUUCAAAGAGAAAGAAAGAAGUGUGUGACAUGCUGAUAUCCCUGAAUCACAUUACAUCAUAACAGACAAGCUGUAAUGUGAAAAGUUCCACGCACAGUAUUGCAUUAAUUUCCACUUCUCAAUUUUAUUUAUAUAUAUAU